Messenger RNA from Effrenium voratum, 303 nucleotides. NCBI's taxonomy places the organism in Eukaryota, Dinophyceae, Suessiales, Symbiodiniaceae. The record is from the annotation of a GenBank genome assembly.
GCGACCCACAAGGAUCACAUGGUGCGAACCUCCGCCAGAACGGCCUAUCUCUGUUUGCUUCGGUUGGAGAACGACCAGGUGCGCAACGCUACGAUCGAGGUGACGCAUGCCCAAGAAAUUCCACGACUGACAGACAGUUUGCGUGCUUCCUGGGCCUCCAUGACUCUGGCGGUGCAGCGUGGAGAGAGGGACUCCUUCCGUGCCGCUUUGGAGCUCGAGGAGGACACCCUGGCGCACAUCGGCGAGCUGCUGCAGCUCAGGAUGCCCGAGCUCACGGAGGCCUGCGACUUGUGGGACUCGGAA